Messenger RNA from Triticum urartu, 1268 nucleotides. RefSeq lists its product as uncharacterized. Lineage: Eukaryota; Viridiplantae; Streptophyta; Magnoliopsida; Poales; Poaceae. Gene Ontology annotation, biological process: meristem maintenance; meristem development. The record is from RefSeq and is a predicted model, not a curated record.
AUGGUUUGGCUUCUCGACGAUGUCUACGACAUGAAACACCGGGCCUACAUGAUGCGCGAGAAGGAGAUGAAGCUUGAACCUUCGAAGAUUCGGUAUCACGGGGUCUCUGGUCCUGCCAUGCCUUACGAUGAGCGGUACACACCGUACAUCAAGCAGGCAGGACUACUCCCGUGGAUUCAGUUGGCUGAGGCUGAUGUAGAGGAGGGAGAAGAGAAGAAGAAGGAAAGGAAAGCAGCCGGAGCUGCUUUCAUGUGGAUUCAAACUCACUUUGCGACGUGCCCUCCGGAUGCCACUGAUGAUAUGAUCCAGACACAUGCUCGUGUCUACAUGUGGUAUGUUGUGUCGAGGACUUUGUUCCCUGACUCCACUGGCAAGAACGCUCCAUGGAUGUGGCUGAAGGCGUUGACCGUCUUCGAUAGAAAAUGGAGCUGGGGUUCAGCGACUCUUGCCUACUUGUACCGACAGCUGGAGGAUGCAUGUUGCAGGAUCACAGGUAGUGCAGGCAUUGGUGGUAAUAUGCUUCUACUUUCUGUAUGGAGCUGGGAGCGUCUGCCUAUUGGAUGCCCGAAGAGCGUCAGGUUUAAUCCUUGGUAUGAAGAUGAAGAUGACGAAUUACGGCGCCCCACUUGGGCUUACAAGUGGGAUGUGGUUUCCAAGAUGACGAACGAUGUCAAUCUCAUGUACCAGAAGUACGUUGCCAAGUUGGACACGAUUACGCCUGAGCAGCCUCACCCGCCGGAAUGGGUGGAUACGGACAAAGCACUUCAUAGUCCACUUGCUUUUGAUAACUACAUACGAUGGCUUCUUGAAAAUACUCAAGUUGAGAUAUGCCCGCUGGCAUAUAAUGAGGAUAUUCUUGAAGAACCUGUAAACUUUGAGGAUCUAUCAAAGGGGAAGUACAACAGAGAUGUCAGGGUAGGGCACGGAGUCCCUGCUGUUCCGGUGAUUAACUAUGUGCUUGAUGAUGACAUGACUUUGGCGGACGCUCAACUUCGGUCCCCAUAUGUGUUCAAGCCUAGGCAGCCUAGACGACGGUACACGCCCAACGACUUUGACAACAGAGGCAACCCAAAGGUGGUCGUAGGGACCUCGCGGAUGGCUAGCUUGGAUCAUGAGGCGGAGGAGGAGGCGGAGGAGGAAGUGCAGGAAGAGCAGGCUCGUCCACCCAGGAAGAAGAAGAUUGCCUGUAGGCGUGGCACCAGGAACACGCGCGGAAGGCAUUAGUGUUUGUUACUAUGGAAGUGCUCUAUUGUAGCCGUUUCGUUAGG